This is a messenger RNA of Carassius auratus (goldfish), 2526 nucleotides long. It is a transcript of the gene pltp, whose product is annotated as phospholipid transfer protein. The coding region runs from base 155 to 1615 and encodes 486 amino acids. Lineage: Eukaryota; Metazoa; Chordata; Actinopteri; Cypriniformes; Cyprinidae. Gene Ontology annotation, molecular function: phosphatidic acid transfer activity; lipid binding; ceramide transfer activity. Gene Ontology annotation, biological process: phospholipid transport; high-density lipoprotein particle remodeling; ceramide transport. The record is from RefSeq and is a predicted model, not a curated record. The transcript has 16 exons.
AACUGCUCUUAUAAAUUCUGUAAGCCUGUGAAAAAGGGACAAAGUGAAUCUGACUAAAAGAGGAAGGAAUACAGCGAGGGUGCAAGAAAACAUCUGCUUCUUCUGAGAGUUUAUAUCUGAGAAACAUUUCCACACCGCUGUCUACUGAGGAAACAUGGGGCUGCUGCAAGUCUCCGUCUUCUUUCUUCUUUCUUUAAUCGCGAUGACUUUAGCAGAGCCGCCUGGAUGCAAGAUCCGCAUCACUGACAGAGGACUGGAGAUGUUGAAGGCCGAGACAAAGAAGUUCGUGGAAGAAGAGUUGAGUAACAUCACCAUGCCAGAGAUGCGCGGUGAAGAGGGCCGCUUCCAGUACACCAUCAAAGAUGUGAAGAUCACGGAGCUGAACCUGACCUCUGACCUGCGCUUCCAGCCUGACGUGGGGCUGAUGUUCGAGGUGCAGAACUCCUCCAUCACCCUCAACUUCCAGAGACGCAUCCUUUACUGGCUCUUUUAUGAUGAGGGAGCCAUCAACGCCUCCGCUGAAGGUGUCAACAUCUUCACAGUCCUCCAUCUCAUCAAAGACCAGGACGGACGUCUCAAGAUCUCCAAUGUCACCUGUAAUGCGUCCAUCGCCAAGAUGAGGGCCAGAUUUAGUGGGACACUCGGGAGGGUUUAUGACUUUAUCGGUGCUUUCGUGACUACAGGAAUGCGCUUUCUUUUAAAUAAACAGAUCUGUCCUGCUUUGAAUCAUGCCGCACUAGUUCUGAUUAACCAGCUACUGGAAACAAUCCCAGUUCGCACAGAGGUGGACAGCUACGUGGGCAUCGAUUACUCACUGCUAAGUGACCCUGUGGUGACGGAAACUAGCCUUGAUAUGGAUUUUAGGGGCAUGUUUUACAACCUGAAGAACGAGAACGAGGUGCUCGUGAACUAUGCUAUGAAUCCGAUAGUGAGAGAGUAUGAUCGUAUGAUCUAUCUAGCGCUCUCCGAAUUCUUCUUUGACAGCGGCCUCUUCUCUUACUUCAAAGGCGGACUGUUCCAAAUGCAGAUUGCAAACGAACGAAUGCCGAAGGACUUAGAGAUGCUCCUCAGGACCACCUACCUGGGGACAAUCAUGAUGUUGAACCCGGCUCUAAUGGAGCAUCCUCUCUCGCUGGAGUUAGAGGUUACAUCUCCUCCUCGCUCCACUAUCAAGACCUCUGGAGCUAAUGUGGCUGUCAACUGUAACGUCAAAGUGUUGGUUCUUCCUCCAGGAAAACCAGCAGUCCAGCUCAGCAGCAUGACUAUGGAAGGCAAAUUCAAUGCAAAAGUAUCAAUGAAGGGCAAGCGCUUGGCCAUCCAUUUAGAUCUGAGAAGGUUUAAAAUAUUCUCCAAUCAAUCUGCUCUUGAGUCUUUGGCUCUUAUUCCACUGCAAGGUCCGUUGAAAACGAUGCUGCAGAUAUCUGUGGUGCCUCUCAUUAACAAUUACAUUAAGCGAGGUGUGCAGAUCCCUCUUCCGGACGGGAUAGACUUCAUUGAAGAGGUGGUGGAGUAUCAUAACGGCUACAUCAUCGUGGGGGCAAACCUACACUUCAGAACAGGUCUGAGAGAAUUAAUCGAGAGGAAGCUGUCGGGUGAGACAGACAACUCAAUUUAAGACCAGAGAAGAGUCUCUGCGCAGAUACUAAAAUAUGCAGCAAUAAAUGGAGGUUUAAAAGAGAAGAACUAACCUUCCAGCAGAAGCAUGAAGUUAAUUAACUGUACAUAACAUCUGAUCCUCAAGACCUGCUAUCAUUACAGUCAACAUGACCUCGAAAUUCAACCGAUUUAUUCUCUGAAUACACAUUCCUUCAUGCCAACAUGCAAUCCCUAUUUUUUCAAAUUUCCUCCCAAUAUUAUACUGCUUUUAUAACGAACAUUGGCAGUGUCUAACAAUAAUGAGUGCAAAUCACCAACCUUGUCAGCAAAGGCUGUUUUCACGAUUGCUUUAGCACAAAUAGAGCAUUUUUUUUCUAUUUACACUUUGUGCAAACAGUAUCUAUCACUAUUUGUUCUCAGUGUAAACAGCUGUUGCAUGAAGAUUACACCAGUAUAAGCAACUAAGGAUAUAUUUACUAAAAGCAGCAUUAGCGUUUGGAUAUGUUGAGAUGCUCUUGAGGAUGGCAUUUCAAUAGAAAACAGAUCCCCAUAAAGCAAUACCGACUUACAUUCAGUCAUGACUCUGUUUUACUAUCGAACACCCACCCAAUUAAUCAGUGCAUUAAUACGAAGUACCAAACUCAAUUUUUUACCCACAUUUCAGAAGCCAAAUGGGUUGCAAAUACAGGUUCAUGUUGACUUUAAGGUAUUGCACAAGUGUCUGAACCCUGAAAACACCUGUACAACUCUUAUACUGUGUGCUUAGAUGUAUAAAACAAUGUAUUUGUACUUUAAGUUGUACUUAAAUUUUUUUUUUUUUUUACAAGUUUUAUCGUAUAUUGAUUGUUUAAUAUGAGAUUUUGGUUUGCCAUCCUCAUUUGUGAAUGAAAUCACUGCACCUCUUUAUAAAAAUCAGCAAAUGUUACCGUU